Messenger RNA from Crotalus tigris (Tiger rattlesnake), 5116 nucleotides. It is a transcript of the gene SMC5, whose product is annotated as structural maintenance of chromosomes 5. Gene Ontology annotation, molecular function: ATP binding; ATP hydrolysis activity. Bases 1174 to 4413 code for a protein of 1079 amino acids. The transcript has 24 exons. Gene Ontology annotation, cellular component: Smc5-Smc6 complex. NCBI's taxonomy places the organism in Eukaryota, Metazoa, Chordata, Lepidosauria, Squamata, Viperidae. Gene Ontology annotation, biological process: double-strand break repair via homologous recombination. The record is from RefSeq and is a predicted model, not a curated record.
AAUUGCCCUCGUAUUUACUUCUGCAGUCAAGCUAUCUCCUCUUGCAGCUUGGUACUUUCUGAAGCCCCAUCAUCAUCUAUUAAGAGGGAGCAAAAAGCCAUUUUUUUCUACCAUUAUUUUUACUCCCCUUUUUUCCUAUCAAAAGAUCGAUUCACCUUUUUUAUGUUCCUGCACAUCUCAUGUUGGCUAGGGAAUUCUGCUACUUGGAAAUCCACAAGUCUUAAAAAGUGCCAAAGUUGGACACCUCUGGUCUAAAUAUUUUAGAAUACAAUCUCAAUUAACCAGUGCCAGAAUAGCUACAAAUCUGGAGGACAUGAACCUGAGGGAAAAAUUAUGCACACAAAAGACUUUUCCAUGAAAAGCCAAGUUGCCUUUGCUUAACCUAAGCUCUAAGAGGAUAAAAAAGCAAUGAAAUCCUUGGAUAGUUAAGGAUCAUAUUAAUGUCAUGUGGUGUUAGUGUUCAACCCCAACCUCUGCCAUAGUUGCUUCUGUAAUAAUCAUUGAUAAUUGAGAUUUGUAAUCCCAUCCUACACUGGGCACGAUAGGAAAACCUUGCUUACAUAGUUUGGUAGAGAAGCCCUCGACAUUAUUCCUGGUCAGUUUUGCAGAGGAUACUCAUUUUUUUUCUGCUCCCAACUAACGCCUACCUUCUUUCCUAAAAACCAUCAGCAACUACUUUUAGUUCAUCAGUGAGAGGCUUUUUCUAAGAGGGCCACAAAUUCUCGCUCGCAUAAAUUGCGACGACCGCUAGGUAGCAGGAGAGCAAGUUUCUGAACUCCAAAUCUACUAAUCUUAAUUCGUAACGUACUUAAAAUGCCCACUGCAAAUUAUUAAGGAGUAAAGCUUGAUUUAUACAACUGCGUCCAGAACUCAAGGUUUCACAAAGAAACGCCCCACUGCUUUUUCGCGCCCAGUGAAAAUGCUCGUUCCCGCCCUUUUUUUCUCACCAUCCAAUAGACUUUGAGAUCUUCCUCCCCGGCCGGUAUGCGACAGAAAAAGAGGAAAUAGUCUCCUAUUUUCCUCUAACGGAAAUACUCACGAGACGUAGGACUGUGGUAACCAAUGACAUACGCCGGCAGCCUAACCAGAGGUCAGAGCAACCAAUGGGAAACGAGCGCGCAUUGUCGCUUGCCUAGCCCUUAGAAUUCACACUAGUUGUUGCAGGAGGUAAAGAUGGCGGCCUCUGCUAAGCGUAAAUCUGAAGAAACUGAGGCGGGGAGCAGCGGGGGCAAGAAUCACCUCAGUAAACGAACCUCGAAGGAAAGCCAGCCGCGAUCGGACGAUCGACGAAGCGCAAAUACAUCGUUCGUCGAGGGCGCUAUCGUGAGAAUCUCCAUGGAAAACUUCCUAACCUACGAUAACUGUGUGGUGUUUCCAGGCCCUCAUCUAAAUAUGAUUGUGGGAGCUAAUGGGACAGGUAAAUCAAGCAUUGUAUGUGCGAUAUGCCUUGGAUUGGCAGGAAAACCUUCCUUUAUAGGACGAGCUGACAAGGUUGGUCAUUAUGUGAAGCGAGGUUGCAAUAAAGGAACAGUUGAAAUUGAGGUGCAUAAGAAGCCCAAGAAUAUUACUAUCACACGAGAAAUUUCUGUAGCAAACAACCAGUCAACUUGGUUUCUUAAUAAAGCCCCCUGCACUCUCAGAAUGGUGGAGGAACAAGUCUCAGCUUUAAAUAUUCAAGUGGGCAAUCUGUGCCAGUUUCUUCCGCAGGAUAAAGUUGGAGAAUUUGCAAAAUUGUCCAGAAUUGAGUUGCUUGAAGCUACAGAAAAAUCAAUUGGUCCACCAGAGAUGUACAAAUUUCACUGUGAUCUGAAAAACUUCAGGCAGAGAGAGCGAGAACUUGAAAAUUCAUGCACGGAAAAAAAUAGCAAUCUAGAAAAAAUGAAGCAAAAGAAUGAAAGAUAUAAGCAAGAUGUGGAGCGAUAUCACGAACGUCAGCACCAUCUAGAUUCAAUUGCAAUGCUUGAGAAAAAAAGGCCAUGGGUGAUAUAUGAAGAAACACGGAAGCUGUAUGAAGAGGCUAAAAGAACCCAAAAUAGACAGAAAGAAGAAUUAAGAAUAUUGAGACAGACCCAGGCUCCUAUGAUUCAUGAGAUCAGAGAAGCUGAGCAACAAUGUGCAGAACUGGAAGACAAAAUCAAGGAAAAGAUUGCAGCUAUCAAAGAAACAUCUCAGAAAUGUAAACAGCAACAGGAUGCUUUGGAGAAAAAAGACAAACAAAUUGAAGAUAUUAAACUAGCUUUAAGGAUGAAAAGAGAGGCAGAAAUGGAUCGGCAGAAGAGAAUACAAAACACUCGUAAGAUGAUAGAAGAUUGGACCAAUGAGCUUAGAAACACAGAGAAUGCUGAGAACAUUCAGCCUUUAAUGAAUUCUCUUAAUGCCAACCUUAGACAGUUGGAAGAAGAGAAGGCAAAUAUUGAUGGUGAAUUAAAUGAUCUGCGCAGAGAAAGGGAGAACUUGCUAAAAGAAAGAAAAGGUAUAGCAGACCGCAUUGCUCAAUUUGAAAAUCUGAUGAAUAUGAAGGAAGAGAAGCUGAGAGUGAGAUUCCGAGAUACACAUGAUGCUCUUAUGUGGCUAAGACAGAAUAGAGGGCAAUUUAAAAGAAGCGUCUGUGACCCUGUGUUACUUUCAAUUAAUAUGAGAGAUAAUAAGAACGCUAAAUAUGUAGAAAAUCACAUUUCUGCUAAUGACAUGAAGGCCUUUGUCUUUGAAAUGAAGGAAGAUAUGGAAAUAUUUUUAAAAGAGAUGCGGGAUAAUCGCAAACUAAGAGUGAAUGCUGUAUGUGCACCUAGUGAAUCAUUUGCUGAAAAAAGACCUUCAAAACCAAUUGAAGAACUGUACCGAUAUGGAUUUUUCUCUUACUUAAGAGAGUUAUUCGAUGCUCCCCUCCCUGUGAUGAAUUACCUGUGUCAUCAGUAUCAUGUUUAUGAGGUUCCUGUAGGAACAGAGAAGACUAGGAAUAUGAUUGAAAGGGUAAUAAAGGAAACAAAACUUAAACAAAUCUACACAGCAGAAGAAAGGUACACAGUAAAAAUAUCGCGUUACACAAAUCAGUCUGUUUCCACUAACACAUCAUUGAGACCAGCACAGUAUCUUACUGUUACAGUGGAUGCAGAUAAAAGAAGAGAGUUAGAAGAUAAAAAAAAUGAAAAUAACAGGCAGUUGCAAUCAUUGGAUUCUCAAAUGGCAUUACUCUCUGAGAAGCAGAAAUGCCUAGAAUGCAAAGACAACCAACUCCGUCAACAGAAAAAGGAACUCUUGGAACGAAAAAAUAAAAGGAAACAAUUAGAAUCAAAAAUUAGUAUGAAAUGUGAUAGUUUAAGACAGAUGGAACAGGAUGGCAUAAAUCUGGAAGAAGAAUCUGAGCAAGCAAAUGCUACAAUUAAGAAACUUAACACUCAGAAAGUAAAACUUGUAAUUGAUUUUAUGCGACUAAUAAAGAGUUGUAUGGCCCUUAAUGAAGACAAAACAAAUUUGGUGCUAGAGAACACAAUAGCUACUUUUCACAAAAGUAGGCUUGAUGCUGAAUAUAGAACUGCAACUGUACAACUACGAGCUAUGGAUCAACAAAUUUCUGACCUGGAUGUAAAGAAGAAUUCUCUUUUGAUGAAGUGUAAAGGUUUACUGAGCACUGCUAAAAAAGUUUGUAACCUUGGUAUGGAUCAAAACCUUCCAGAAGAUGUCUAUAAGGCAUUUCUGGACCUUCCAAAUACAGUAGAUGAAAUUGAUGCUCUGCUGAAUGAGGAGAAAACAAGAGCUUCAUGUUUCACAGGCCUCAGUGCUUCAGUUGUUGAAGAGUAUAAUAAAAGAGUUAAAGAAAUAGCACAGAUGACAAUAGAACUGGAGGAAAAGAAAAAGGAGCUGGACAGCUAUAGGCGAAAUAUUUCACAGGUUAAGGAAAGGUGGCUGAACCCUUUGAAACAGAUGAUUGAACAAAUAAAUGAAAAGUUCAGCAGCUUUUUUAGCUCUAUGCAAUGUGCAGGGGAGAUAGAUCUUCAUACAGAAAAUGAGGAAGAAUAUGACAAGUACGGGAUUCGGAUUAGGGUCAAAUUCCGUAGCAGCACGCAACUUCAUGAAUUGACUCCAUACCAUCAGAGUGGAGGAGAGAAAAGCGUUUCCACAAUAUUGUAUUUAAUGGCUUUGCAAGAACUCAACAGAUGCCCUUUCAGAGUUGUUGAUGAAAUAAAUCAGGGAAUGGAUCCAGUUAAUGAAAGGAGAGUCUUUGAUGUGGUAGUAGAAAAUGCCUGCAAAAAGAGCACUUCACAAUACUUCUUUAUUACACCAAAGCUGUUGCAGAAUCUCAGUUACGGAGAAAAAAUGACCAUAUUAUUGGUCUACAAUGGAUCAUCUAUGCUAGAAUCAAACAAGUGGGACUUAAAAGCUUUCUUUAGAAGGAGGCGGAGAUUUCAACCAUGAUUAGCAGUAAAAUAUAUAUUCCUUUUUGAAACUGAAAAGAAAAAUAUUUGGAAAGAUCAAGAAUGAAUGUAUUUCUUAAAAGCACAAUUUCUCUCUUGUAAAAGCCAUUGAUAGCCAAUGUUUUAUAAGACUGAAACACUAACCUUUUCUUUUAUGCUCAUUUUUCUCUGAAGAACUGUAGAUAUCAAUUUGGAGGAUAAAUUGAUAAAGGAUAUAUUUUCUUAUCAGCGAUCAAUUGUUUUAGAUGAAUUUGAGAAAAAAAAUGUUCUGCCAGUUGUUCACAACUUGGAAACCUUAAUUACAUUUGUUAUAAUAUGCCUUAUAAAUACAGCCUUUGAAUUAACUGGUAAACUGGUAGGUUCACCAAAUCUGUUCAACAAAGUUUAACUGUUUAAAUAUCUGUUCUCCAUAACUAUGAGAUACUGAACUAUGAAAAGUAGUCUUUCCAAUUGCUGCUAAAUGAUGAUCUUAAUUGUGUUCUGGAAGACUAAAAUAAUUUCAAGAAUUUCUGAAAUAUAUAAAAUAUACAGUGUCUUUUUAUCUUAAUCUUAGAAGCAACCACUUGUUUGAUUGGGUAAUUUUAUACGAAGUACCAUUCUUACAACAUGGGAUAUAUUUACAUUUUGUUCCAUAUGUUUGUCUUUUUUAUAGGGAAAAAUACCAAAUCUCUUUUUAUAUAAUAAAUAUAUAUGGGAAAUAGUAA